AUGGGGGCUUCCGAGGGCCUAUCGCUGGAUCCAAGACCGUCCAAGACUUACCGCCGACCUCGGCGUCGACCGGCUCACUUGCGCACCAAGACCGGAUGCUUAACAUGUCGAAGGCGGAAGAAGAAAUGCGACGAAACCCGCUUGCAAUGCUUGAAUUGCAAAAAGCAAAAUAUGAACUGUGUUUGGAAAAUAUCUGAGUCUCAGCUAGAAGUCUCAGUUCCUAAAGAUCAAAAAUUUGCUUCGGUCAGUGAAAUAAUCAAGGGGGCGCUGGACCAAGUGCCAUUCUCUUCGACAACAGCGAGCUCACCGAAGCAGGCUGCGAAAGCCGUUGGAGCAUCCCAGCUUUGGCAACAGAAAUUUCGCCACAAAAAGGACCUGAUAUCUCUUAGUGGACCUUCAGACAUUGAAUAUUUGACUCUGAAAUCAGUCCCUCCAUGCACAUACUCAUCCGCUAUCACCCCAGAAAGUCGCCAUCUCUUCCAUUUUUUGAAAUGGAAGUUUCUCCCUGAACUGAUUCGACCAGCCGCGGACAGUCGAGUGAUAGAUGUAUUGAGCAGACACACUUUGGCUCUAGCACUGCAACAACCAUUUUGCAUGCAUGCAUUGCUAGCUUGCUGUGGAGCUGAGAUUCCCACCCAUGACCCAACGGUUCGGGAAUUAGCACGUUUCCACUACACUCACGCGGUUGCCGCACUCCGAAGAAACCUCAAUGACGGGAAUGUUCAAACACAGUGGGUGGUUACGAUGCUUACUGUAAUGAUGCUAUGCAUAUAUGAGCGAUCUCAGGUGCAUAGAUCCUCUGGUGUAGAGGUCCACCUUGCAGGGGCUGCAAGAUUGAUUCGACUUUGCUCCCAAAAUUAUUCCAGGGACUUAGAACCCUCUGGCAUACAGCAGUCGAUGCAUCGCCUCGUUCGGGAGUCCUUCAUAUUCCAUGUUGCUACUAGCCUUCCUUUUCAGGAUGAUCAUAUGCACCAAAUGGAAAUCGAGGCAGCUUUUAGGCAGGCCGAGGAAGCCAUCUAUCCACACUUCCUGUCCAACGACUCCUCUCACUCAGAUUCUCCAGUGCUCGGGUUCCCGCCGAAGCUGUUCCGCUGUAUUUAUAUGGUAUGGCGCCUGUACCAAACAUCGCAAUGGAGCUCUGUGGAUUUACAGACGUGCCAGGAUCUUGGUCAAGACCUCAUUCAAUGGGAUCAUCAAAUCACCGCAUCUACAGUUGACAAUCUACUAGACCAUCAAAACGAUGCAAUGAGCCCAAACGGUUCCAUUGACCUCACCAUCUCAAAGUUUGAGAGCCCAUUCCACCUUGCGCCUCUAGGCCCAGCACUAUAUAUACUUGGUUGUCGAAUUUUACUCCAUCGCAUGUCUUCCGUAUGUGCUGGCUCAGAGCCCGACCUGGAACAACUGUUGCAAGAGGGAAUUGCAGCGGUACGACAAUUGCAGCCCAAGCAGGAUUACUUCGCAGAAUAUUACUGCUGGCCACUGCUUAUAAUUGGCAUGCAUUUAGAACACCAACCCGACCGGGACUUGCUUAUGAGCCAAGUCCAUGCUUUCUGGGUGGCCACAAACAAUGGCACAAUGCGGCGACUUGCUGAUAAGCUCCUUGGCCUGUGGAAUGUUGAGAUUGAGACUGAUUCCUUUCGUUGA
Penicillium pulvis is the source of this 1644-nucleotide messenger RNA. RefSeq names its product Zn(II)2Cys6 transcription factor. Gene Ontology annotation, molecular function: DNA-binding transcription factor activity, RNA polymerase II-specific; transcription cis-regulatory region binding; zinc ion binding. Gene Ontology annotation, biological process: positive regulation of transcription by RNA polymerase II. NCBI's taxonomy places the organism in Eukaryota, Fungi, Ascomycota, Eurotiomycetes, Eurotiales, Aspergillaceae. The record is from RefSeq and is a predicted model, not a curated record. Gene Ontology annotation, cellular component: nucleus. Bases 1 to 1644 code for a protein of 547 amino acids. The transcript has 3 exons.